GUUCAAAUAAGUAAGUCGUCCGGUCAGCAACUUUAUUUUUUGGUUUUAAUCGAACAAUUUCGUCGGUGGUUUUCGAAUAAAUUUUUUCAUAGAUAGCCAAUACAGUGUACAUAAUAUAAAGUUUGCGAAUAAAUAAAGAGUAACAGCUGCAGACUGUCCUUUGCAGUUACUAAAAAGUUUUUUAUAUAAUAUUUCUAUACCAUUCGCAUUACUACCAAUUUCGAAAAACUGAGACACUUUGCCAUAAAAUGAAUCGAAAUACUCGUAUAACGGUUAUCGUUAUCUACUUAUUUUCCCUCUCGCUUACCAAAACAACGCAAGCGCAAUCAAUUGAUGAUUUGCUAAGUAAAAUAUUUACAUCUUCAACACCACAACCACAACCACAAUCACAACCACAACCACAACCUGAUGUUGGUGGUGGAAAAGCUUGUGGCGUAAAAAAAGAGUGUGUUGAGCGUUUUCUUUGCGAUGAAGAUGGUGCAGUGGUAAGAAAUGGUGAAACCAUCAUUGAUAUACGCUUCGGUGAUGAAAAUUCAUGUAACUAUUUAGAAGUGUGCUGUAGUACCGAAGAAAAGUUAACGCAACCGAAUGUGCCCAUCAAACCAGCUGAGACCCACACGGGUUGUGGUUAUCGUAAUCCAAGUGGUGUUGGCUUCAGAAUUACUGGCGACAAAGAUGGCGAGUCACAGUUUGGCGAAUUUCCUUGGAUGGCCGCUAUUUUAAGUGAAGAAGUAUUUGGUGGCGAAACCUUCAAUGUUUACGUAUGUGGCGGCUCUAUAAUUGCGCCAAAUGUCGUCCUGACAGCUGCACAUUGUGCACAAAACGCUCAGCCACACUUAAGCAUAGUGCGGGCUGGUGAGUGGGACACCAAUACCAAACAGGAGGUGUUACCACAUCACGAUGCGCGUGUCAAGGAGAUCAUUCGUCAUGAGAACUACAACAAAGGCGCACUCUACAAUGAUGUGGCGCUGUUCAUUUUGGCAACACCCUUUACUUGGGCGGAAAAUGUACGUCCUAUCUGCUUGCCGGAACCGGACGCCAAUUUCGACUAUUCACAUUGUUUUGUGACCGGUUGGGGCAAAACGAAGUUUGGCAAAGAACCCGAUUAUCCGAUGAUUUUAAAGAAAAUCGAACUGCCUACAGUGCCACAUGAUGUUUGCCAAGCAAAUCUACGUAAAACACGUCUGGGACGAUUUUUCCAAUUACAUCAUAGUUUCAUGUGUGCCGGUGGUGAGGAGGGCAAAGAUGCCUGUAUAGGGGAUGGUGGCUCACCGUUGGUAUGUCCCGACCCAAAUAACCCGAAACGUUACUAUCAAGCUGGCAUAGUGGCUUGGGGUAUAGGUUGUGGUGCUAUUAAUGUUCCGGGAGUCUACGCGAAUGUGGCAUAUCUUCGCAAUUGGAUAAAUACGAACCUGGCUGCACGUGACAUUGGUUUUCAACAUUUCACAGUUGAGAAGUUAUUUGUGAUUUUGUACAAAAAUACUGAAGUCCUCCAUAAGAAAGCGGAAUUUGCCGAGUUUCCAUGGAUGGUAUUAAUUGGACAUACUAACGGUAAAUACAUAUGUGGUGGCUCGUUAAUCACACCAAAUGUUGUACUGACAAACGCAAAAAACGUCAUCGACAAGACCGCGCAGAUGCUCUUUGUGUGUGCUGGCGAGUGGGAUAUGGAAACCUCACUUGAAUCGUAUACACAUCAAAAUGCAUUCGUUAAAGAGAUCGUAUGCCAUGAAGAGCUUGAACGCACCCCUUUACAGAAUGGCAUUGCGCUCUUAAUUUUGAAAUCUUCAUACACCUUGACACCGAAUGUGCAGCUUAUCUGCUUGCCGAAAGUUAAUACAGUUUUGGAUCGAGACAAUUGUGUUAGCACCAGUUGGGGUCAUAUCGUUAGCGCUUACAUCCGAGUUUCGCUUAUGCCAGUGGUACAUUGUUACAAAAUGGCUUAUAAAUUGGCGGUUCUGACCGUGUGCUUGCUAUCGCUCUGGAUUAGCACAACGCAAGCGCAAGCGACACCAAAUAUUGAUGAUUUGUUAAAUAAAAUCUUCACAACAGAGCAAACACCGUUCCAGCCGCAGCCCACAAAAACCACUGUUCUUAAGCCUGAUCCCCAACCAAAUCCAGCACCACAACCUGAUCCAGGCAGCGGAAAAUCUUGUGGCGUGAAUAAAGAGUGCGUUGCGCGUUUCUUAUGCGGUGAAGAUGGCAGUGUUAUCAGGGAUGGUCAAACCCUAAUUGAUAUACGUUUCGAUGGUGAUGACGUCUGUACUUAUUUGGAAGUUUGCUGUAAUACAGGCGAUAAGUUAACGGAACCGGACGUACCUAUCAAACCCGUUGAGACUCACGAGGGUUGUGGUUAUCGUAAUCCAAGCGGUGUCGGGUUCAGAAUCACUGGCGACAAAGAAGGCGAGUCACAAUUUGGCGAAUUUCCUUGGAUGGUUGCUAUUUUGCGUGACGAAGUAAUUGGUGGCGAGACUUUAAAUGUUUACGAAUGCGGUGGGGCCGUAAUUGCGCCUACUGUCGUCUUGACCGCUACACAUUGUGUGCUAAAUGCUCAGCCGGAGUUAUUGGUAGCACGAGCCGGUGAGUGGGAUACACAAACCAAACAGGAGGUGUUACCACAUCAGGAUGCCCGUGUCAAGGAGAUCAUUCGUCAUGAGAACUACAACAAAGGCGCACUCUACAAUGAUGUAGCGCUGCUCAUUUUAGCGACGCCCUUCACUUGGGAAGAAAAUGUACGUCCCAUCUGCUUGCCGGAACCGGGUGUUAAUUUCGACCAUUCCCGCUGCUUUGCCACCGGUUGGGGCAAAGACAAGUUCGGUAAAGAUGGCACAUAUCAGCUGAUUUUGAAAAAGAUCGAUUUGCCAGCGGUGCCACACGAUACCUGUCAAGCAGAGUUACGUAAGACACGUCUGGGUAAAUUCUUCAAUUUGGAUAAAAGUUUCAUGUGCGCCGGUGGCGAACGUGGCAAGGAUACAUGCAAAGGUGAUGGUGGUUCACCGUUGGUAUGCCCAGAUCCAAAUAAUUCCAAACGCUAUUAUCAAGCUGGUAUUGUGGCUUGGGGUAUUGGUUGUGGUGAAGAAAAUGUUCCCGGAGUCUACGCCAAUGUGCCAUACCUACGCAAUUGGAUCAACGAGAAACUUGCCGUACGAGGCAUAGAUUUCAGAUAUUUUACAGCUUAAAGAUCUCAAAUAAUAUAAAACAUGGCACUAAAUACUCUAUAAAAUUAAAACAGUAACAUUCGAAUAAAAUUGUAUGAUUAUAAUUGAUAUUUGAGACUAAAAAUACACAAAACAAUUAG
Molecule: messenger RNA, 3295 nt
Organism: Bactrocera dorsalis (oriental fruit fly)
Lineage: Eukaryota; Metazoa; Arthropoda; Insecta; Diptera; Tephritidae
Exons: 6
Coding region: 249-3176 (975 amino acids)
Biological process (GO): proteolysis
Molecular function (GO): serine-type endopeptidase activity
Source: RefSeq, a predicted model, not a curated record